Messenger RNA from Oryzias melastigma (Indian medaka), 3862 nucleotides. It is a transcript of the gene bmper, whose product is annotated as BMP binding endothelial regulator. Gene Ontology annotation, molecular function: protein binding. Bases 879 to 2918 code for a protein of 679 amino acids. The transcript has 17 exons. The record is from RefSeq and is a predicted model, not a curated record. NCBI's taxonomy places the organism in Eukaryota, Metazoa, Chordata, Actinopteri, Beloniformes, Adrianichthyidae.
UUCAAUAUGUUUCAAACAACUUCUACAUGUUUUAAAACAUUUUAAAAAAACUAUGAUCACAGCCUCUUUGUUUAGUGUGUCGUAAAACGUAGCUUCUGUCCUGCUGUUUUUAGCCGGCUGAUACCUCUGAGUAGGUGUUCUCUUCAUCUUACAGACCAAAAACAUGCUUGUUAUGUUAAUUGGUGAUUUUAAAUUGGCCAUAAGAGUCGGUGUGAGCGUGCGUGGUGGUUUGUUUCUGUGUGGGCCUGUAAUCUGCAGAUCUGCCCACCUCUCCCCAACUGGGAGCUGGAAUUACAUGGAUGAACUUUUUGCUUCUGCUUUUGCUGCACUAUCGACAGAAAAGUUCCAGUUUAUCACGCAAAUUCAAAUCCAAACACAGCUAUGAGUUAGUUUCUUUAUUCACAGCCAUGAGGGGAAAAGUUUCAAUCGGAUCUUUUGUGUAACUCCAUGAUAAUAAUCAUAAAAUUGCUUUGGGUCGUAGAUAAAUACUACCUCAGAUGUAUAGCACGUACUUACUUUACUUUGUCAUUAUUUAUUUGGCAAAAUAAAAGCCAAGAAAAGAAAAUGUGGGCGAUAUCCUGCCUUCUCUUUCUGCUUCCAUUGGUUUCAAGAGGGAGGAGGAGGCAGACAGGGCCGCUGUGUUUUGAUGAAAUUCUUCCCUGCAGGUGUGCACUAAGUUUGGAAAAACCCAACAUUUUAGCAGAAAUUUCUCAUCAGAUGAAGAUGAUGAUUGAGUCAAACUCCUCCGGAUACCAGAACACUCCAGAGGAUCGUAAAACAGGACAAACAUCCAAAGCAAAGCAGCUGCAGCCAAACCGGAGAGUCGGCUGCCCAACGUUUUUAGUAAAUGUUGGGACGAAAAAAUAAAAAAUCCAGCUAUGGGCAGCAGUAUGCCGAGGCGUUCCCAGACCAGCCGAGGGAUCUCUCCAGUGUGUCCUGGCUCCCAGAUCGCCUCACCAGGAAGCCGUCGAGGCACUGAAGCCAGCUGCGAGAAUGAAGGAGAGGUGCUCCACAUCCCCAACAUCACUGACAACCCCUGCAUCACCUGUGUGUGUCUGGACGGGAAAGCGGACUGCAAACAGGAGAAAUGCCCGCCGGUGUCUGAAGACUGCGCUCUGGUCGUGAAACAAACCGGAGCCUGCUGUGAGAGGUGUAAAGGUUGCACGUUAGAUGGACGAUCCUAUAACAGCUCGGAGUCGUGGAUCAGCUCCACCAAACCCUGUAAAACCAGACGCUGUCAGGAAGGUGUGAUCACUGAGGCUGAGGUGCAGUGUGUCAUCCACUGCAAGAACCCCAAAAUCCACCCAAAGAAGUGCUGUCCCACCUGCCCCAGCUGCAUCUUCGAGGGUCGCCUGUAUAAAGAGAAGGAGGAGUUCAGUCCGGAGGGGAAGCCCUGCAUCAAGUGCACAUGCACUGGAGGGCGGACUCUCUGCAUGAAGGAGGUGUGUCCUGUGCUCUCCUGCCCCGCCCACCUGAGCCACACCCCUGCUGGACAGUGCUGCCCCACAUGCAUCGGUCAGAGGAAGGUGUUUGAUCUCUCUUUAGGAAGCUGUCUGUUCCACAGUGAGGUCUAUGAGAACAGCACCUCAUUCGUUCAUGACAACUGCACCACCUGCACCUGCAAGGAUUCAACGGUAGUGUGCAAAAAGUCCUGCUCCCGACCAGGGAGUUGCCAGGGCAACCAGUGCUGUGACCCGUGUGUGUCCUACGUGAAGGUGGAGGAAGUGAAGUACUGCAGAGUUCGCAACAAGAUCUACAGGGAAGGAGACAUGUGGUCAUCGGUGAACUGCACCCUCUGUGCUUGUGUCAAAGGCAGUAUUGAGUGUCGGCCAAAAAAGUGUGUCCCGAUCACCAGCUGCCCCCCGAACAAGAUUCUGAACAGAACCGGCUGCUGUCCAGUUUGCACUGAAAAACCAGGUGUGUGCACAGUUUUUGGGGAUCCUCACUACAACACCUUUGAUGGCCGGACCUUUAACUUUCAAGGAACCUGUCAGUAUGUUUUGACCCAAGACUGCGGUGGCAGCCCCUCUGGGGUAGGAAGCAACCCAGACUCCAACUUUAUGGUGCUGGUGAAGAAUUAUGCUCGGCGGACUCGCUCUUUCUCUUGGACGCAGUCUGUUGAGGUGCGGCUGGGUUCUGUGACCCUCAGUCUGCAUCAGCACCUGACAGUCCGCAGGAACGGCACCCGCAUCGCCCUGCCGUACCAUGGUCCUGGCGUGCACAUCGACCUGGACGGAUAUUUGCUGAAACUCACCUCCAUUGCAGGUCUGGAGAUCACGUGGGACGGGGACAGUUUUGUGGAAGUCGUAGCUGCUCCUCACCUUCGAGGACGCCUGUGCGGCCUCUGUGGCAACUACAACGGUCAGAAACGAGACGACACCAUGGGGGGCGACGGCCAGUUAAAGUUCGACGUAGACGAAUUUGCUGAGUCGUGGCGAGUGGAGGGAAAUGAAGUUUGCUCCCAGAAUCAGCCCCGCAGGCCCACUUCCUUUUUGUGUCCUGGAAGCCCUAAAGUUAAGUUUCGGGCUCAUCGCGAGUGCCAGAAGAUCAAGUCUUGGGAUUUCCAGAAGUGUCACAGUGUGGUGGACUUUGCUCCUUUUUACAGGUCAUGUAUUACAGACAUGUGUGAGUGUCCCAUCCAUAAAAACUGCUACUGUGAGUCCUUCAUCGCCUACAGUCGGGCCUGUGAGAGGGAAGGAGUGGCGGUCCACUGGAAACCGGACAACGUUUGUGUCGCCACCCAGUGUAAGCACGACGCCGUGUAUGACACCUGCGGUCCCGGUUGCACUAAAACCUGUGAUAACUGGAACGAGAUCGGACCGUGCCAGAAGCCCUGCGUGGCCGGCUGCCACUGCCCCGCCAACCUAGUGCUCUUCCAUGGACGCUGCAUUAAACCCACAUCCUGUCCUGGACGGUGACCUUUGUGAUCCCGGGGAGAAGGGGGGCAAGAAGUAGGCAUCAUGAUGACUUUGAGACGUCGGGUGCUCCAAAAUCCAGAACUUUACUAGAGAUGUUUUUCAAUGUUGGAGAUGCUGCGUGACAACAGACUGAAGGCUGAUGGUUGCCACACACUGCAGUCUUUUUUCCUCAUGUGAUGCCCAACACAAGAGGAGAUUAUUAUAUCUCAGAUGGACCAUAAAGGCGAGGCGUUUAGCAUAUCUGAGCAAACGUUGGGCUAAAGGACUCCUCCCAGAGCCAACAUGGUGUCUGAUCUUCUGCUGCACUGAUGUGGGACUCUUUGUGCAGCAGGAUUCAAUAUGGAACCAUCAUUUCAUACUGUAAGCUAAGCAGAUUUAUAUGAAAAAAACAAGACAGCUGUUAUUUUAUUAUUGCCAUAAUAUUAUUAUUGAUAUGUGUUGUUGACUUUAAUUUAUAUAUCAGACAAUUGACAUGUUGUAGCAAGAGCCAGAUCCAUGAAUAUAAUUGCUUUAUAAAAGUUUUAAAGGGAAACAAAAGCUAUUUAUGUAUUUGUUGUGUACUUUAGUGUUACUGUUUGAAGAGAAAAAUGCUCAAAUGUGACUCAGCUGUUGCACCACCGCAGGGAAAAAGUACUGUAUUGUAUUAUGCCUCGUGUACAGGGCGUUGUGGAGAAAACAAACUGAAGGUAUUCAUGUAAACAUAUGUUUCACUUGAUAAGAAUUAUUUAAAAACCAGCAAUAUAAUCUUUUUCAAGGUUUACUCAUGACUGCCAUCUUUAUUUUAUUGAAAUGAUGUGGAAAAACCUGUUAGAAAAACAAACUAAAUAAAUGUGAAUUUAUACGUUUAUGAUUAUAAAUAACAGUAAAACAAAUCUAUGGAAUGACAGGAGUGCCACAAAUAUGGAAAAAAAAGUACUAAAAUUUAAAUACUAGACAGAAAAAAA